Molecule: messenger RNA, 453 nt
Organism: Lasiodiplodia theobromae
Lineage: Eukaryota; Fungi; Ascomycota; Dothideomycetes; Botryosphaeriales; Botryosphaeriaceae
Product: Vacuolar ATPAse proteolipid subunit c
Exons: 7
Coding region: 1-453 (150 amino acids)
Biological process (GO): proton transmembrane transport
Cellular component (GO): proton-transporting V-type ATPase, V0 domain
Molecular function (GO): proton-transporting ATPase activity, rotational mechanism
Source: RefSeq, a predicted model, not a curated record
AUGGAGUCCGACCUGACGCCCAAGUUCGCGCCCUUCUUCGGCAUGGGCGGGAUUGCCUUCGCGAUGAUCUUCGGAUGCGUCGGAGCUGCAUACGGCACGGCCAAGUCUGGCAUCGGCAUUUCCGGUUCGCUCAUCCCGGUCGUCAUGUCGGGUAUCAUCGCCGUCUACGCACUCGUCAUUGCCGUGCUCAUCGCCGGCGACAUGGGCCCACCGCCGGGGCAGAACUACAGCUUGUUCAGCGGCUUCAUGCACCUUGCAUGUGGCCUAUCAGUCGGCCUGACGGGCACUGCCGCCGGAUACGCGAUUGGCAAAGUGGGAGACAUGGGCGUCCGCUCGUACAUGCAACAGUCGAGGAUCUUCGUUGGCAUGGUGUUGAUUCUCAUUUUCGGCGAAGUCCUGGGUCUCUAUGGCCUUAUCGUCGGCCUGAUCCUCAACACUCACAGCAGGGGUUAA